Messenger RNA from Caenorhabditis bovis, 1116 nucleotides. Lineage: Eukaryota; Metazoa; Nematoda; Chromadorea; Rhabditida; Rhabditidae. The record is from the annotation of a GenBank genome assembly.
AUGUUCUAUAAGAUUAUACUUUGUAUAACCUUAAUACAACCAAUUUUUGCUCUUUGUGAGCCAGGAGAUGCUCAAAACACUCAAGAAAAUUGUAAUCACGUGGAAAAUUCACAAACAUCAUUUAAUGAUUCUGCGGACUUCUGUAGCAACCGCCAUGGCGUUCUCGCUUCAGUGCAUAACGCAUUCGAUUUGACAUCAUUGAGAAAACUAGCGAGUGGAUGUGAUUACUUCUGGCUUGGGGGGUAUUGCACCAACGGAAACUGUGUCUGGCUCGACGGCACGAAAUUCGACUAUAAGAAUUUUAAGAACGGCCCAUCUACCGGCUGCAUAGUUGCUGAAACAAAAGGCGGUGCCUGGAGUACAGAAGAGUGCUCCCGAUUGCACUGCACAGCCUGUGAGGUGAAAGGAGCCGCUAUGAAUGAUUGCCAAGAUUGGCUCAACAAUGGAUACACUGACAGUGGAAAAUAUACAAUUCUGGUUAAUGGAAAAGAGAGGGAAGUGUUCUGUGAUAUGAAAACCUACGGAGGCGGAUGGACAUUGUUUCAAAAUAGAGUAGACGAAUCCGAUUCGUUCUGGGACCAUACAUGGGCGGAGUAUAAGAAUGGAUUUGGAGGCGAGCCGGGAAUUAAUUCAAACUACUGGCUGGGAAAUGAUGCUCUGCAUGAGAUUACCUCAAGAAAAAAUGCGACGCUUCGAAUUGAGCUUUAUGAGGAUCGGACCCCAAAUGCAAAAUAUCCGAAUGCUUUUUGGUGGGGACAUUAUUUCAAUUUUGUGAUUGGUCCCGAAGAGAAAAACUAUGCACUUAACAUUUACAUGGACUGGUCCAAUAUUGUCGGAAAUUCUUCAACCGCUUGGUACGACAUUACAUAUUCCGAUGGAUCACCAUUUUCAACAAUCGAUAGAAUAAAUGAUAGGAAGGAGUGUGUCACCCAGUUCAAAAUGGGGGGAUGGUGGCUUCAUAACUGCGCUUUGUCUUCACUGAACGGAGUUUAUACCCCAGAUGACUGGAAUAACGGAUACGGACUUUUCUGGAUUGUUGAUGGAAGCGAUACGGUGAUUCACCCGAAAAGAACAAAAAUGCUUAUUCGCAAUAGUGUUUCCGAUACCCCAAAUUAA